Molecule: messenger RNA, 985 nt
Organism: Cucurbitaria berberidis CBS 394.84
Lineage: Eukaryota; Fungi; Ascomycota; Dothideomycetes; Pleosporales; Cucurbitariaceae
Exons: 1
Coding region: 394-597 (67 amino acids)
Source: RefSeq, a predicted model, not a curated record
CCGUGCCUUCUAGGUGAAUAGGACGUGAUGGUGCUGUGAAAUCUGACUCUGCUCCGUCCUUGUUAGUUCCGCAACCAGCUGUGUCCAUUUGACUGACAUAGCUUACCCCUCGGAGGAUGCCAAUCGAUGGACAUGCUGAAAGACGAGGGCAUGAAUGAAGCGUCUCCCUUUCCGGUCCGGGCCAACUGCGUAAUCAGUAUCGACGGCGUGGCUCAUUCAUAUCUCAAGCAUUCUGGAGAGGUAAUCUGUCAGGGGGGCUCUAUAGAGCCUCACAUCUGUUUUCUGUAUCACCCCCUUUUCAUAGCUUCAGUGCCAUAGUUUGGAUUUAUAGAGCUCCAGUACUCUUUAUGGCUGCUACGUCAGAACUGCGCCCAGGGACAGGCCUAUUCAAACAUGUUUCCCGGCGACUGGUCUUCAUUCUGGAAAUUCCAGACACCAACCGCCCCCCGAGCGCAUCUCUGGCAACCCGACAUGGCUUGCUUCAUGGGCACUGUCGACAACCCCAUGAUCCUACAAUCUGUCGCGUGCCUUUAUCACGCUUGUAGCCUUUGUUGCAUUACCCUUGGUCUAGUUAGACGACGCAAUUUCGCUCACUGAGUAUGUUCCUAAUCAUGGACGAAGAGACUGGGGACGUGCUACGCGUGGGUCGGGCGCUGUCACUUGGAUCACCCACAGUCGUAGGUGUUGUCACACAUGGGCCGGUCAUCUCUUUUUGAAUCAAUUUCUAUUCGUCAUCUAUCCCACGCUCCCGUGUAGGCUUAGGCCACAAUUCUCAACAGUUCGUGCCCGAUACCUGGGGCUGUCUCUCGUUCUGCCACGUCUAGAAGAAGCCCCGUAUGUCUGCUUCCCGAUUGUCACCGUGAAUACUGUGGAAGCGCGCUGCGGCCUCGUGUACAUUUCCCUCGGUGUAUUCAAUCAAUGCCCAGCGGACAGUCAGCGCAGAUGACUUUUGCACCACCAGCUCUGAUUGUUUCGCUUGGUUUCC